Molecule: messenger RNA, 3906 nt
Organism: Schizosaccharomyces octosporus yFS286
Lineage: Eukaryota; Fungi; Ascomycota; Schizosaccharomycetes; Schizosaccharomycetales; Schizosaccharomycetaceae
Product: P-type ATPase
Exons: 1
Coding region: 391-3504 (1037 amino acids)
Biological process (GO): calcium ion transmembrane transport; intracellular calcium ion homeostasis
Cellular component (GO): plasma membrane
Molecular function (GO): ATP hydrolysis activity; ATP binding; P-type calcium transporter activity
Source: RefSeq, a predicted model, not a curated record
CCUAUACGUACUCAUUGUUGUUGUCAUUCAACCUAGAAACAACAACCUUUUUCUUUUUCUCUUUUUUUUACUAUUUCAACUCAAUUUAAUAGCUUAUUCAAUUAGGAUAUCCUAUCUUUAUUUCAGAAAUUCACUACCUCUUUUCCAAGAUCAGUUAAACUGCCCUAUAUCUACCGACAUCACCCGAGAUAUAAAGUACUAUCGGUUAGUAUUUACUUCAUUGAUCUAAAGCAUUUUCGCUCUCUCAAUUCACUCUGUUAUUGAUUUUUUCUUUUUAACCAGAGUUUUUAUCUACUUACUUUCAUUGCUGUACUCCAAUUGUUAAAUUUUCAUCGCGUGUAACAAUUACACGCUCCUAUCGGUCAAAGGCAUCGUUAAAACUCUUUGGAUAUGCUAAAUUUAAAAAAUCCAAUCCAUUUCACAAGUAUUGAAGAUGCUGAAUUGCAAUUACAAACAAGUAUUCAGUCUGGUCUUUCUUCUCAAACCGCCCAUGAACGCAUUUCAGAAUACGGCGAAAACCGCCUUCAAAGCGAUAAAGGCGUCUCUGCAUGGAAAAUAUUAUUACGACAAGUAUUAAAUGCCAUGUGUGUAGUCCUUAUCCUUGCUGCUGCGCUUUCGUUCGGCACAACUGAUUGGAUUGAGGGUGGUGUCAUUUCUGCCAUUAUCUUUCUCAACGUCGUUGUAGGCUUUGUUCAAGAAUACAAAGCUGAAAAAACGAUGGACUCACUUCGCUCUCUCGCUUCUCCCAUGGCAAAUGUCCUUCGUGAUGGUAGUAUGGAGACUAUUGAAUCUCAUAAAUUGGCAGUCGGGGAUAUCGCUACUCUUAAAACAGGAGACGUCGUUCCUGCUGACAUUCGACUUGUAGAAACCAUUAAUUUUGAGACUGAUGAGGCCCUUCUUACUGGUGAAUCACUCCCUGUUGUUAAAAAUGCUCAUGCUUCUUUUAACAUGAAUGAAGAUGUUCCAGUUGGAGAUCGUAUCAAUCUUGCUUAUUCCUCCUCAGUUGUUACCAAAGGUCGUGCAACUGGAAUUUGUUAUGCUACUGGUAUGAACACAGAAAUCGGUGGUAUUGCAACUAGUCUUCGUCAAUCUCAUCCAAUUUUUUCCCAAAAACCAGAUCCAAACGAAGAGAAUUACAAGAAAAAACUCCGGAAAUAUCGCUUCCGAGUCUUCCUUUAUUAUGUAAAACGCAUCCUCGGUCUCAAUGUUGGUACUCCUCUUCAGAGAAAAUUAACUGUUCUUGCCUAUGUGCUGUUUAUUAUCGCCGUUGUACUAGCAAUUGUAGUUAUGGCAGCUCACACUUUUCAUGUUACUAAUGAAGUUUCCAUUUAUGCCAUUUCGUUGGGAAUCUCCAUUAUCCCUGAAUCCUUAAUUGCUGUACUAUCCAUCACAAUGGCAUUGGGCCAAAAAAAUAUGUCUGCUCGUCGUGUAAUUGUCAGGAAGUUAGAAGCUCUUGAAGCUUUAGGAGGUGUUACGGACAUCUGCUCUGACAAAACUGGUACCAUAACUCAAGGAAAGAUGAUCGCUCGUCGUGUUUGGAUUCCUUCGUAUGGAUACCUUGUAAUCGAGACUUCCAGUCCUUUUGAUCCAACAACAGGUACUGUUUCUACCAUCCAUCAGCCAUUGGAAACAAUUACGGAUGCUGAAAAUCCAAAAGUUGAAGAAAUGCACGAGUUACGUGUUUUCGACGACUUGGAUCCAGUUCUAAAAAUAUCUUCUCUCUGCAAUUUAUCUUCUAUUAAUAAAAAUUCAGAAGGUGACUGGGUCGCAAAGGGCGAACCUACUGAAAUUGCUCUUCAUGUUUUUUCUUCCCGCUUUAAUUAUGGAAAAGAAGAACUUUUAAAAAAUCACAAACUCUUGCGUGAAUACCCUUUCGAUUCAGAAAUCAAACGUAUGGCUGUUGUAUAUCAAGGGAAGGAAAACAAUCCAGAGGUAUAUGUUAAAGGUGCGGUUGAAAGAGUUUUAGAACGUUGCGAAAGUAUUGCUACACAACCACUUGAUAGCGAAAAGCGACAAAUUGUAUUGGCACAAAUGGAUACGCUUGCUUCCCAAGGACUUCGAGUAUUAGCUUUGGCAAGAAAAUAUAUUCAGAAUUCAGUUGAAAUCGAAACACUUUCAAGAGAAGACGUUGAAUCAAACUUAGAUUUUGUUUCACUUGUUGGAAUCUAUGAUCCUCCUCGUGUAGAAUCAAAACAAGCUGUUAAUCUUUGUCAUCGGGCCGGAAUUCGUGUACACAUGCUUACAGGUGAUCAUCCCGAGACGGCAAAGGCCAUUGCCAAAGAAGUAGGUAUUAUUCCAUCAUACAUUAAAGACAAUGACCCAAAUAUGUCCUGGAUGGUCAUGACGGGGCCCCAAUUUGAUGCUUUGUCUGAUCAUGAAAUAGACAAUAUGAAAGCUCUCUGUUUGGUUAUCGCUAGAUGCGCACCACAAACAAAAGUGAAAAUGAUCCAUUCGUUGCAUCGAAGAAAAGCCUUCGUUGCUAUGACUGGUGAUGGCGUCAAUGAUUCUCCUUCGUUAAAGCAAGCCGAUGUGGGGAUUGCAAUGGGACUAAACGGAAGUGAUGUUGCUAAAGAUGCCAGUGACAUUGUCCUCACUGAUGAUAAUUUUUCUUCAAUAGUAAAUGCUAUUGAAGAGGGUCGUAGAAUUUUUGACAAUAUCACGAAAUUCGUUUUGCAUCUUCUGAUAUCCAACGUCGGAGAAGUGAUCCUUCUCGUCGUUGGACUUGCUUUCCGCGACAUUCAUCAUUUGUCCGUUUUUCCAAUGUCUCCAGUUGAGAUUCUGUGGUGUAACAUGAUUACAUCGUCUUUUCCUUCGAUGGGACUUGGUAUGGAAAAAGCCCAACCGGAUAUUAUGGAGCGUCUUCCUCAUGAUAAUAAAGUAGGAGUUUUUACGAAAAGUCUUAUAUUUGACAUGAUAGCCUAUGGGUUUUUCAUCGGUGUCAUGUCACUAAUGACCUGGGUAGUCAUCAUGUAUGCUUUUGGAACCGGAAAUUUAGGCUAUGAUUGUAAUUCCUAUUAUCAUGACGGCUGCAAAGACGUGUUCCGCGCUAGAUCUUCUGUUUUUUCUGUGGUAACAUUUUGUAUUCUGAUUAUGGCAUGUGAAGUAAAAAACUUCGAUAACUCAUUCUUUAAUUUGAAUGGAAUUCCUUGGAAGGAAUGGUCCUUUGGCGACUGUUUCAGGAAACUGACUGAAAACAGGUUUCUCAUAUGGGCUAUUAUCUUGGCCUUUGCGUCAGUUUUUCCUACGAUCUACAUUCCUGUUAUAAAUACUGAUGUAUUCAAGCACAGACCAAUUGGUUGGGAAUGGGGAGUAGUUGCUGUUGCGGUGAUCCUUUUCUUCAUUUUUGCAGAAUUCUGGAAACUCAUUCGACGUACAUUGACCAAACCUCAUGGUAAAGGCAGGAUAAGAAGAACUUUAAGUCGAACAUUAACUUCCGAAACAAAAUUAUCGGAAUCUCAGUUGGAGAAGAGACUCUUUAAACAGUCUCGAAAUCUUUCCUCAUAAUUGUUAAGCAUAACAUUGCUCAAGUAUCCUUUUACGUGUAUGAAGUUUACUUCCUCCAUCGCUUUUAUACGUUACCAAUCCCUUUAUCAAUCACUAAUUACUCGGGAUUUAAUAUAUAUAUUCCUUCGUUCCGAACAGUUCAUUGUUAUUUUUCGUUUCACCUGUGUUUUAAGUUAAUUCCUUUGUUGUUUAUGUUUACGAAUCUAUCUUAAUUUAUUACUUUCAAUCUCAGUGAAUGUCUCUUCUAUCGCUCAAUAUGCAUUUGUUUGGUCACUGUUUAUAUAUUUACUUACGGUCCUUUCUGUUACAAGGGAACCUAUCAGAACAUAAUCAUAAUCUACCUUAUCAUAGUUAAUAUAAAUAAUCUUUAGUAAUAAUCGAUUUUUUUUUAUAUAAAAAGAG